Molecule: messenger RNA, 2150 nt
Organism: Hypanus sabinus (Atlantic stingray)
Lineage: Eukaryota; Metazoa; Chordata; Chondrichthyes; Myliobatiformes; Dasyatidae
Product: zinc finger protein 229-like
Exons: 2
Coding region: 509-1945 (478 amino acids)
Cellular component (GO): nucleus
Source: RefSeq, a predicted model, not a curated record
CCCGGAAACUGCGCAUGCGCUCGGUGGACGACAUGCUGGGGAGAAUCAGCAGCAGGAGAUGAAGACGUCUCUGGGCGCGAUCCACUGGAACUGGGAUGCUGAGAACACACCAGCAUUUAUUGAUCUGUUCAGUCUGCGGGAAGUGGUUCAUCCAAGCUGAUGAUACGUCAGGAAACCCAGAGCAGUGAAGGGUCGAUCACUUGCUGUUUGUGUAGGAAGGGAUUCACUCACUCAGCCGACCCGCAGAGACACCAGUGGGCUGUCAGGGGAGAGAGACUGUUCAAUUGUUCCGUGUGAGGGAACAGAUUCACUCGGUGACCUGAUCUGACACACGAGUGAGUUCUCCCUGCAGAGAGGCUGUUCACCUGCUCAGGCUGUGGGAAGGGAUUCACCCCAACUACAGAGACACCAGUGAGUACACACAAGAGAGGGGCAAUUCACCAACUCAGACUGUGGAAUCGCUCAGUCAUCCCACCUGUAGACAUAACUGUCAAUUCACACCGGGGAGAUGAUGUUCUCCUGCUCAGAAUGUGGGAAGGGAUUCACUCACUCAUCUGACCUGUUGGCUCACCAGUUAGUUCACACGGGGGAGAGGCCGUUCACCUGCUCAGACUGUGGGAAGGGGUUCAGUCGGUUAUCUAAUUUAUUGGUGCACCAACGAAUUCACACUGGGGAGAGGCCGUUCACCUGUUCACUCUGUGGGAAGGGGUUCAGUCAGUUAUCUAAUUUACUGGUGCACCAGCGAGUUCACACUGGGGAAAGGCCAUUCACCUGCUCUGAAUGUGGGAAGGGGUUCAGUCAGUUAUCUAAUUUAUUGGUGCACCAACGAAUUCACACUGGGGAGAGGCCGUUCACCUGCUCGGACUGCGGGAAGAGGUUCAGUCGAUCGUCAGACCUGAAGCAACACCAGCAAGUUCACACCGGGGAGAGGCCGUUCACCUGCAAAGACUGUGGGAAGGGAUUCAGUCGGUUAUCUAAUUUGCUGGCGCACCAGCACGUUCACACUGCAGAGAGGCCAUUCACCUGCUCGGACUGUGGGAAGGGCUUCAGUCACUCGACCUACCUGAAGCGACACCAGCGAAUUCACACGGGGGAGAGGCCCUUCACCUGCUCUGAAUGUGGGAAGGGGUUCAGUCAGUUAUCUAAUUUACUGGCGCACCAGCGUGUUCACACCGGGCAGAGGCCAUUCACCUGCUCAGAAUGUGGGAAGGGAUUCAGUCACUCAUCUUACUUGAAGAAACACCAGCGAGUUCACACUGGGGAGAGGCCGUUUACCUGCUCAGACUGCGGGAAAGGGUUCAGUCAGUCAUCUCAACUGAAGAUACACCAACGAGUUCACACGGGGGAGAGGCCGUUUACCUGCUCAGACUGCGGGAAGGGGUUCACUCGAUCAUCUGACCUAUUGGCACACUUGAGGGUUCACACAGGGGAGAGGCCGUUCACCUGCUCAGACUGCGGGAAGGGGUUCAGUCAGUUAUCUAAUUUACUGGCGCACCAGCACGUUCACACUGGGCAGAGGCCAUUCACUUGCUUGGACUGUGGGAAGGGCUUCAGUCACUCAGCCCACCUGAAGCGACACCAGCGAAUUCACACUGGGGAGAGGCCGUUCACCUGCUCACAUUGUGGAAAGGGAUUCUCUCAGUCGUGCAACCUUGUGUCGCACUACCAAGUUCACACUGGGGAGCGGCCGUUCACCUGCUCUGAAUGUGGGAAGGGAUUCUGCAACUCAUCUUACCUAAAGAAACACCAGCGAGUUCACACUGGGGAGAAACCUUUCACCUGCUCACAUUGUGGGAAGGGAUUCACUCAGUUAUCUAACUUGUUGGCACACCAGCGAGUUCACACUGGGGAGAAACCAUUCACCUGCUCAGAGUGUGGGAAGGGGUUCAAUCAUUCAGCCAGCCUCCAGAAGCACUAUGGAGUUCACAAUGGGGGAAAAGUUUAAUAAGCUGCCUGGCGGAUAUUAAACCAGCACAGUUGCUGAAUCCAUUGGCAAGUUCACAAAUGACUGUUGUUGUCAAACUCCACAAAUACUGCUGUUCGUCAACCCAGGUCUGCAUCCUGGUCACUGGGGAUGGGAGGAGUUUCUGCAAUGUUCACAUUUAAUGGGACUGGAGUUUCUGUGAUAAAUAAAUCUGUUCAAUUUUAAA